ACCAACUUCACCGCGGUGCUGUACAUAAUGCAAAGUAACCCGUGUAUUAUUCGUUUUUCAAAAAAAAAAAAGGAAACACCAAUUUUUUUAACAAGUAAAAACAAUUAAUGCCACUGUUUUUGAGUUUGUGCUAAAAAAAAAAAAAAGGAAUAAGUAGUGCGACUUUGAACUUCCCACUUUCGGUUUUGCCUCGGACACAAGUCCUGUCACCGGAGGUUUACUUAUUUCUUCUUGUAUUGUGUUUUAUUUUAUUAAUUAUUAUUUUAAAAAAUAUAUCUGAAUAGCCCGAUAAUUUCCGUGACAUUUAAAAAAACCAAAACAGAAACUCUCUGAGAAACUGAAACCAACAUAAAAGCAGCCGCAGGGGGAUUUUAUGGGCAGGGCUUUUAAACUUUCACACAAUAACGGCGUCGAAAGCGGACAACGAGCAACAAAGUCUUUGGGCGUACUGGUCUAGUGAAAUAAGCACUUCUGGCAGAACAAACAAUCAGCUCAAUUGGUGCUGCCUCCUUGCACUUCCAAAACAGGUUACUUGUAGAACCACAAUCUCAAAAGUCCUAAUCUUUAUAGAUUAGUUCAGGCCAGAAAUACCAAAGAUUAACCAUUUUCCAAAACAAGAAAAGGCGAAAGCACGAUGGAACAAGAGUUGGACUACUGUGUUCUUAUGAAUGGGAUUGAGGAGCUUGAUUUUCAAGGGAGUGCAGUGCCAAGUGAUCUUGUGCUUAUAGGCAGACAUGCCUUCCCACUCUUAAUGAAUCCAAGAGGUCAGGUCCUAAUGGCUGCAUCUCGCUAUGGUCAGGGACGUAUAGUAGUGCUGGGACAUGAGAUGUAUUUAACAUGUUUCCCAAGCCUGGUGGAAAAUGCCUUGACAUGGCUUAUGCCAACUGAGUCUAAAAGCAAAACAGUAGGUGUUCAAGAGAGUCUCAGAUCCCUUGCAGUUAAGUUAUCCUCCAGCUCUAUAAAAACUGAGGUAGGACAUUUCAAAAAUGUUGGUUUAGCAGUCUAUGUCACCGAUGCCUACAGUGUUAAUUCAUGUGCCAAAGAGUUAGUAGCCUUUCUUAAAUCUGGGGGAGGCUUGCUUAUUGCUGGUCAGGCUUGGAACUGGGCUCAAACCCACCCAGGAGAAAAUUCACUGCUCUGCUUUCCUGGCAAUAAAGUGUGCAGUGUGGCAGGAAUCUAUUUCUCAACGAUUACAGGGGAAGUUGGCAAAUUUCCUGUGACUAGGCAAAUCCCAUCAAGCUGGCUGGCAGUGUCGACUGGUAAGGACUUCAAAGAGGACUUAAAGUUUCUACUCCAAGGUGUCUCAGAGUUUGAUGUUCGAGGUGAAUCUUUAGCAUCUGAUGUGAUGGCACAUGGACCUUUGGCCUUUCCUGUUGCAUUUACCCCAUGUGGUAAAGCAUUUAUUGCUGGGGCCUACUAUGGACAGGGGAGAAUAAUUGUGGUCACUCAUGAAGGCUACCUUGGUCGCGAUUCACUGUCUGUCUUCUUGAUCAACGCUCUACGCUGGCUUGAUGAGGGGCGCAAUGGGGUCAUCGGAAUCGUUCCCCAACUUCAUUAUGCCCAUGAUGUCCUGAGCAAGUCAGGACUAAAUUGUCAAGUCACCGGAUUCAUGAAAGAUCUAAGUGUCUUUGUCUGUACCUCUUACGAUGAUUCUCAACGUCACCAGAUUCAGGAGUUUGUUGCAGAGGGUGGAGGCCUCAUGAUAGGAGGACAUGCUUGGUACUGGGCACAGUGUAACCCUAAUCGCAAUGUGAUGAUGGACUGCCCAGGGAACCGUAUCCUCAAUAAAAUGGGACUGUGUCUCAUGGCGGAUAUAAUAAAUGGUGGCUUAUAUAAAGCCCAGCAAAAAAAUCAAGAUGGGGAGAGUGAUACACUACCAUACCAUUUUUGUGACUUGAUGCGGCGCUUUGCCGGCCAUGUCAUCCAAGGCCAGUAUCUUACCGAACAUGAACAGCAAUGUCUGCAGAAGCUGAGGAAUGAUUGUACAAAUUAUCUGCGCAUGCAGGCUUAUGACAGCGUUUCAUAUACUUCAAUGGUUGCACUGAUCACAGAUAUGGUGAAAAGGGCAGGAGUUCCACAGGUGUGUCUGACAUGUCCUGUUCAAAAUAACAAAGAUAGAAUUCUGCUUGAUGUGGGAAGUGAGGUGUACAGGGUGUGCAAAGAUCCUGAUGCACUUUUGCCGUUCAUCAUUAGCAACAAACCCAACCUACCUGCAGUGUCAAAGGCAAGAAUCAGGAUCAGUGCGGACACAUCAGAAUGUGAAGAAUGGAUAAGCACAGGUCUGUACCUCUCUCCUGGAAUGAAGUCUGAUGUUGCAGUACCCCAAGAAAUCAAAGGCAAAGGUUGGCAGCUGCAGAUUGGAUGUCAGACAGAUUGCUUGGGUGAGGCAGACAUUCUGAAACGUGCUCCUGUAGUGCACAUGCGAUUUGCGUUGGACAGUGAGAAGCUGCAGGUCUGGAAUUUGUGGGGAGGCCUUAUAUACCUGAUUGCACCACCAAAGAGCAAAGUGAAUGGAGUGGAGGUGGUUGUACAAACAGCCAUAAAAGCACCAUACUACAAAUCUGGACAAACCAGUGUAGCAGACUGGGUGAGGGAGAUCCGUAAUGCACCGGCUCCUUGGACAGAACUUGAGUUUGAAAAUGUAAUCAUUACCCUACAUUCAGACUUCAUACGUAAACUGGACCGUCCUGACAAGGUGGCGGCUGUCUGGGAUUCCAUCAUGAAGGGUGUGGCUGAAUUGGCUGCAAAACCUGCCAAGUUUCCACGCAAGGAACGUUUUGUUGCCGAUGUUCAGAUCUCUGCAGGUUACAUGCAUGCUGGCUACCCUAUAAUGAUUCACUCCACCUCUGUCCCAGAGCUCCUAAACCCAAAGGCAACUCGUACACAGGAUAUUUGGGGAGCCAUUCAUGAAUUAGGCCAUAAUCAGCAGUGCUCUGCGUGGGAGUUCCCUCCACAUACUACCGAGUGCACCUGUAACUUGUGGUCAGUGUAUGUGCAUGAGGAGGUGCUUGGGGUAAACAGGGCAAAGGCUCAUCCAGACAUGACUCCAAAAAAACGAAAGAACAGAGCUAAGAAUUAUGCUAAGGGAGGCAGGAAUCUGGACACAUGGAGUGUCUGGACAGCCCUGGAAACGUACAUGCAGCUACAGGAUAAAUUUGGCUGGGAUGCUUUCAAGAAAGUCUUUGCAGCCUAUCAAAACAUGAAAAAUGUGCCAAACAACAGAGAUGGAAAGAUGAACUUGUAUGCUGAAACAUUUUCAAAGGCAGUGAACAUGAAUUUGACGUCUUUCUUUAAAGCUUGGGGUUGGCCCAUUCAGACCAGCACUGAGGAAACCCUGAAAAAGCUGCCUAAAUGGAGUGACCACCCUAUGGUCCAGUUUGCUUAAUUCCCCAGUCCCAGUAUGCUUGUUGACCCUUUCCCAGUUUGCUUGAUGCCCCAUCCUAAGUAUGCUUAAAUUCCCAUCCCCAGUAUGCUUGAUCCCCCCCAGUCCUAGUUUCCUCAAUGCCCCAGUCUUAGUAUACAUGAUUGCCUAAAAUGUUAUAACUUUAAUGUGUUUUGAGAUUUUUUUUUUUAAGAUGGUUGCCUGAAUAUGAAAAUAAUAGUUAUAAAUAUUAAUAUUAGUGAAAAUAGUUUUAGAGGCAUAUAUAAACAACAUGAUCAAAUAUACAUAAUGGGUAAUUUAUUAGAUUGUUCUAAAAUUGAUGAAUUAUAAUCUCAAAUUGUCAGAUUGUAAUCUACAUUUGGACCUGAAUAUGUUAAUUACACAUAAAUGUAAUAGCUAUUCUGUAGAACCAGCCUGCAUAGCUCUUUAUGCUGUUUGCAAAUAAAGCAUCUUAAAAUAAAA
Clarias gariepinus (North African catfish) is the source of this 3844-nucleotide messenger RNA. Its product is annotated as TRPM8 channel-associated factor homolog. The coding region runs from base 635 to 3385 and encodes 916 amino acids. The transcript has 9 exons. The record is from RefSeq and is a predicted model, not a curated record. Lineage: Eukaryota; Metazoa; Chordata; Actinopteri; Siluriformes; Clariidae.